Messenger RNA from Glarea lozoyensis ATCC 20868, 648 nucleotides. Its product is annotated as RmlC-like cupin. NCBI's taxonomy places the organism in Eukaryota, Fungi, Ascomycota, Leotiomycetes, Helotiales, Helotiaceae. The record is from RefSeq and is a predicted model, not a curated record. Bases 1 to 648 code for a protein of 215 amino acids. The transcript has a single exon.
AUGUUCUCAUUCCUCCGUGCCACCUCUCCCCCGCGCACAAACAACGCCUCCAACAACCCCAUAAUCUACGAAAACGGCCUCUCAUCAGUAACAUUCCACCCACCCAACUCCAAAUCAAUAAUGACGCACCGCCUCCCCCCCAACAACUCCUCCAACGGCAUUUCCAUAAUCCAACCCCCUUUCCACUACCACAUCCACCAAGCCGAAUACUUCAACAUCCGCUCCGGCACGGGAAACUUCUACCGGGGAUUGGACCCUAAACCAUUCAUCCUCUCUUCUGAGCCGGGAGCAAAGAAAACGGCGUCGAUUCCAGCGGGUCAGUAUCAUCGGUUUGAGAACGCGUCGGAGACGGAGGAUUUGGUGCUGGAUAUUCAUCUCACGCCUGAGUCGUAUGAGGAUGAGAUGAAGUUCUUUAGGAAUUUCUUUGGGUACCUGGAUGAUUGUAAGAAAUCAAAGGUGGAGCCGAGUUUGUUUCAGCUGUUGGUGUUUUUGUAUGCAGCCGAUACGCCGUUGGCACUUCCUUUGCCUACUGAAUGGUUAGGUAGAUGGGUGAGCAGGGUUUUUCUUAUUGUGGUUGCUUUCUGGGGAAGGUUGCUGGGGUAUCAAGAAAGUUAUGCGGAGUAUUAUGAGGAGGGGAAGUCGAAGUGA